AAUGCCUUUAGCAAGCAUAUCAGUCUAUUCAUAAUCACCACCCACCUAUUUUUCAGCAAAUAAAAAUGAACACCAUGCAGAGCACGUCCAGCAACCACCGGCACUCAUUUAUGUCCCGCAGCCACAUUGUGACUCUGCUCAACGGCACUGUCCACGACGACGACGAAGAAAGCCCGAACUUCCAAAACCAGCUUUUGUUGUUGCCGUCCACUGAGCGCCACGAAAUAUCCGACCACCCAGCCAUGGCCUCUGCAUCUAAGUGCUGCGUGUUCAUUAAAGAGCUCGCCCGCACUCUCUGCUUCCCUGCACGCACUAUCAGCACAGCGCAGCUGCUAGUCCACCGUACAUACAUUAACCGUCCCAACUACUCUGCCAAUACCGCGGACUUGGCUACUGCAUGUCUGUUUGUCGCGGCCAAAAUGGAGGAGACUAUCAAGCGGCUGCGCGACAUUCUGGCCCACUCCUACGUGAUAUCCUCGUCUUCCGUGGUCGACCCCCAGUCGGUGCCUGUUUCGGUAACGGAUAAGAUGCGGCCGACAGUUUUAGCCGCUGAGCAGUUUGUUUUGGAGGCUAUUGGUUUUGAUUUCCGCACGGCUCAUCCGCAUCUGAUGUAUGUAAAGUUAGCCAAGAUGGCCAAUGUUCCUAUAUCCACGGUCGCUGCCGGGUGGUCAAUCCUGGCCGACGCAUAUUUCACCACAUUGCCCGUACAGUACCCCUCGGUGCUUAUUGCUGCUGGGGCGCUGUGUCUUGCAUGGAAUCUUGACUGCACAUCGCCGCAGGAUACCAGCCGCUUUGUCCGGACCUCCCUUGGAAUUCACGGCCUGCCUACCGAAGCCAGCAAGAGUCAUAGCGGUGGCAGAAGAGGAUCAAACACCAACAACCGGCAGAUCAGCGGUCGCCAGGAAAGCACUCCUGCAAAUUUAUUGUUCCCCGCGCAGUCUCGCGAACGGCCGCAGUCGAUAAGUAUGUAUGAGGAAUGGUGGGCGAAAUUUGGUGUGGCCACCAGCGAUAUGCAGAGUUUUGUGCGCCAGAUGGCUGACUUUUACUUGCUUUUUUUUAAUGGGAACGCGGCAUCAGCUGGCUACCUCGAAAGGCACAGGAAUGGUAUUCCCAGCAGCGAUAUGUCGCGGAGAAUUGGUCAGUGGCGGUUGUGGUUGGAAAAUGCAUCGAUAACACCCGUUUCACCCAAAAGGUCUUGAAUAAGACCGGCCCCCUAGUUGACUUGUGUUUGAACCCAAGUAAGAAAAUAUAACUGAAAUUAUGAAGAAUAAGCAAUAUCAUUUUUAAAGACUUUAAUAAAAAUAAAACCAUACGAUGCAUAUAAUCUAUG
This is a messenger RNA of Kickxella alabastrina, 1330 nucleotides long. RefSeq names its product cyclin-like protein. Gene Ontology annotation, molecular function: cyclin-dependent protein serine/threonine kinase regulator activity. The coding region runs from base 66 to 1199 and encodes 377 amino acids. Gene Ontology annotation, cellular component: nucleus. The transcript has a single exon. Gene Ontology annotation, biological process: regulation of transcription by RNA polymerase II. The record is from RefSeq and is a predicted model, not a curated record. Lineage: Eukaryota; Fungi; Kickxellomycota; Kickxellomycetes; Kickxellales; Kickxellaceae.